Sphenostylis stenocarpa is the source of this 246-nucleotide messenger RNA. Lineage: Eukaryota; Viridiplantae; Streptophyta; Magnoliopsida; Fabales; Fabaceae. The record is from the annotation of a GenBank genome assembly.
AUGGAUAGUUAUAAAUCAGCUAAGAAAGUGUCCAAGUUGGUAGGGGAAGAACAAUUAUUAGAUGAUGAUAUUGAAGUGAAAGUUGAAUUUGAGAUAGUGGGCGAUGGAGGGUACGUUCUGAAGAUGAAGAGGGUGAAUCCAAGUUCAAAUAAUGAGGAUGAGGUAGAAAGGGCUAAGAAUUUGGCUCAAAUGGAGCAAUGUUGUACCAUUACGGAGAGAUUCUUCAAGACAUGGGAGAGAAAUUGA